UCCUUCUCUAUAUAAACACUCACUCCCCCCAACACUCUUCAUCAUCCAUCACUACACACAUCUCCUUUUGCAAGCCAACAAAUAAGAAAUAGUAAAAAAGACCUAAGUCAGUGAUCAAUAUGGCCGGAGUGAUAAAGUUGGUAUGCUUGGUCUUGGCCUGCAUGAUUGUGGCCGGUCCAAUCACAGCUAACGCGGCUAAGAUCAGUUGUGAGGCCGUUCACAACACCUUGGCACCGUGCAUUGUAUACGUGAUACAAGGUGGUGCCAUUCCCCCAGCUUGCUGCACCGGCGCUAGAAACCUUUACAGCAUGGCUCAUACGACCGCAGACCGUCAGCAAAUUUGCGGUUGCAUUAAAAAAAACGCUAGACUUGUAGGCUCUGUUCUCAACCCUGGCGCUGACCGUGCAGCUGGACUUCCUAAGGCAUGUGGAGUCAAUAUAUCAUACAAGAUCAGCUUUAGCACCAAAUGCAAGACCGUGAAGUGAUGAGCGACGGUCAGAUAAAACUACAAGCGGACGUUUCAAAUGGCUGUCUUAAGAGUUUUUAACUAUUGUGGUGUUCCUCUAUUAUAUGUAGUCGGUCUGUGUACUAUGUUCGCAAACAACAAUAUAUGAAUUUCAGACUUGAAGUUUACGUUACUC
Molecule: messenger RNA, 641 nt
Organism: Capsella rubella
Lineage: Eukaryota; Viridiplantae; Streptophyta; Magnoliopsida; Brassicales; Brassicaceae
Product: non-specific lipid-transfer protein 1
Exons: 2
Coding region: 120-485 (121 amino acids)
Biological process (GO): lipid transport
Cellular component (GO): membrane
Molecular function (GO): lipid binding
Source: RefSeq, a predicted model, not a curated record